AUGGAACCACUAUUGCUGCUACUCUUGGUCUUAUUACCAACCAUUGUGCUGGUACGAUAUGCCUUCACUUACGGCCAUAGAAUCAGCUCAAUGCCCAUUGGUCCACCUACCCUACCCUUUAUCGGAAACAUCCACCAAAUCACCAAUAAGUACACCCAUAUCAAGUUCACCGAAUGGGCCGCCAAGUAUGGCGGGUUAUACAUGCUCAAGAUCGGAAAUGGCAAUAUGGCCGUGAUCACCGAUCGCCGACUAGUCAAAGAAGUUAUCGAUCGCAAGAGUGGCAUCUACAGCCAUCGACCCCAUUCCUUUGUGUCGCACGAUCUCAUCACUAAGGGCAAUCACCUACUAGUCAUGCAUUAUGGCGAUCAGUGGCGCACCUUCAGGCGACUUGUGCACCAACACCUGAUGGAGACUAUGGUGGAAAGCCAACAUACCGAGAUAGUCAACGCCGAGGCGAUACAGCUGGUGCGAGACUAUAUGGUCGACCCGGAGCACCAUAUGGCCCACCCCAAGCGGUACAGUAACAGCAUCACUAACUCGAUCGUGUUUGGAAUACGCACCGCCACCCGGGAGGGAUCCAACAUGGCUCGACUUUACAAACUUAUGGAGGAAUGGUCGGAAGUGAUGGAAACUGGCGCAACACCACCAGUAGACCUUUUCCCCUGGUUGAAAGUGCUGCCACAGUGGAUGUUUAACAACUAUGUCUCCCGGGCAAAGGCUAUCGGCGUGCAGAUGGAGACUCUAUACGUUGACAUCCUGAAAAAGGUGAUUCAGCGGCGGGAUGAUGGCCACAACAACGGAACCUUCAUGGACAAGGUCCUCGAUGGCCAAGAGAAACAUAAUCUCCCCUGGCACCAGCUGGCCUUUAUUGGCGGUGUUCUAAUGGAAGGUGGCUCAGACACUAGCUCCAGUCUUACACUGGCUAUUGUGCAAGCGUUGAUCCAAAACCCCGAAGUUCAACGAAAGGCGCAUGCUGAGAUUGAUGCCGUAGUCGGCCACGGUCGAUCACCUGUCUGGGAGGACUUUGAGCGACUUCCUUAUAUCAACAUGAUCGUCAAGGAAGGUCACCGGUGGAGACCGAUCCUUCCGCUCUGUUUCCCCCAUGCACUGGGAGAGGAUGACUGGGUCGACGGCAAAUUCCUCCCCAAGGGCACAAUAGUCGUGAUCAACACUUGGGGAAUGCACAUGGAUCCAUCUCAACCUGAUGAUCCAGCUGCUUUCAUCCCCGAGCGCUUUGCCGAACAUCCUAAAUUGUCCCCUGACUAUGUGCCGGGGACAUGGGAGCGUCGCGACCACUACGGCUACGGCGUUGGCCGCCGGAUCUGUCCCGGAAUCCACCUGGCCGAGCGCAACAUGUUCCUGGCCAUUGCCAAAUUGUUGUGGGCGUUUGAAUUCCAGCCGGGAGAGGGCCCCAUGGAUAGUGACCCGGUGACUGGCUACCAUCACGGCUUCCUUUACUGUGCCAAAGAUUACCCUUGUCGACCUGUACUACGCAAUGAGACCAUCCGGAAGACUAUUGAGAGAGAAUAUGCCACUGUGACUGCGGAUGUGUUCUCCCGAUUUACAGAGGGAUAUCAGGAGGGUCGCAUUGAAAUUAUGGAUGGAGCUGUGGUGAAAGAAGAGAAUGAUUGGGUGCUUGCUUUUCUUGUUUCUUCUUUUGUUCAAGAGCUCUCUCUGCUCAAUAAUCGGGGUUACUAUAGCUUUCGGGGCUGA
Messenger RNA from Penicillium vulpinum, 1713 nucleotides. RefSeq names its product cytochrome P450. Gene Ontology annotation, molecular function: heme binding; oxidoreductase activity, acting on paired donors, with incorporation or reduction of molecular oxygen; monooxygenase activity. The coding region runs from base 1 to 1713 and encodes 570 amino acids. The record is from RefSeq and is a predicted model, not a curated record. NCBI's taxonomy places the organism in Eukaryota, Fungi, Ascomycota, Eurotiomycetes, Eurotiales, Aspergillaceae. The transcript is spliced from 6 exons.